CGGGAGUCAGUUCGGGAAUCAGAUCCGGACGCCGGAGCACACAAAUGGGUUCUGCUUGUCGUGUUCUGCCGAUCGGAUCGCGUCAUGUCACGUCACUUCAGGUUUCUAGCGGGUUGAGGUUUCAGAUCUCACCUCGAGUAUAACUCUUGAACAACAGGCAGUGAAACUCAGAACCAC
Messenger RNA from Marchantia polymorpha subsp. ruderalis, 177 nucleotides. Lineage: Eukaryota; Viridiplantae; Streptophyta; Marchantiopsida; Marchantiales; Marchantiaceae. The record is from the annotation of a GenBank genome assembly.